Messenger RNA from Pezoporus flaviventris, 3469 nucleotides. RefSeq names its product family with sequence similarity 107 member A (gene FAM107A). NCBI's taxonomy places the organism in Eukaryota, Metazoa, Chordata, Aves, Psittaciformes, Psittacidae. The transcript is spliced from 5 exons. Bases 281 to 808 code for a protein of 175 amino acids. Gene Ontology annotation, biological process: actin filament polymerization; actin filament bundle assembly; regulation of actin cytoskeleton organization. Gene Ontology annotation, cellular component: synapse; neuron projection; stress fiber. The record is from RefSeq and is a predicted model, not a curated record.
AGCUGCCUUUGUGCCCAGGCAGAGCCUGGGCGCGAGCCAGCCAUUAGGUGCAUGAAGAAAAUGAGUUCUCCACGUGCUGGAAGAAGGGAGGAAAAGCAAGCUUUCCCACUCGACCCCACUGCAGAGAGGCUGGAUUUCACCCGUGUCUUUCCACAGCAGGCACUGAGGAGCCGGGAGCUGCACAGCCACGCAUUCCCACAGGAAUAACAGGGGCCAGCGAUCACGGAGAGCUGGGUGCCCUGCACCCCGGGGGAACAGAGCACAGCUGACACGUCGGACCAUGGGGACAGCUCAUGGGAAGAAGAAAGAAUACUCCCUUCAGCCUAAGUGUCCAAGUGUGAGCAGGAAGCCCAGGAGCGGUGGCUCAGCAUCAAUGUACACUGAAAUACAGCGGGAGCAACCAGACAGUGGGAAUAUCCUGACUCACCCAGACUACAUAGAUGGAAACCCAGACCUCAUCAAACCUAAAAAGCUCCUAAAUCCUAUAAAAGCCUCGAAGAGCCAUCAAGAGCUGCACAGAGAGCUGCUGAUGAACCACAAAAGAGGUUUGAGCAUGGAGAGUAAGCCAGAGCUGCAGCGGGUGCUCGAGCACCGACGGCGAAACCAGCUGAUCAGAAAGAAGAAGGAAGAGGAAGAGGCAAAGAAAUUGCAGUGUCCUUUUGAAAAAGAGCUAUUGAAGAGGCACCAGAGGCUGGACCAGUUGGAGAAAGAGCAGGAGAAGCAGGAAGACCAUGCACCAGAAUUCAUUAAAGUGAAAGAAAACCUGAGAAGAACAUCUACGGUGACUGGGGAUGAGAAAGCAGUGUAGCUUCUGACAAAACUCAACAGGGAUCCUGCCAAGGCGGGUGCUAACACACACACUCUGACAUCUCUGUACAUGGUGGACAUUCACAGCCGCAUCGCUGGGGCUACUUACGGCUAUUAACACUUGCUCCAGUAGAAGGCACAAAAAAGGUUUUCCCAGCCAGGAGGUAUCACUGUGGAAAAGGUGCAGUAUUCACUGAAGUACUCACACAAGGAGAUUCAGAGAGAAACAAUGUUGUUUCCCCCUCAGAUUGUGGGUGCAUGCUAAUAUGCAGCUAACUCUUGGUUAACCCUAGAGACUGUUUAAGCCAGGGAAGCCUGCGGAGGGAUGGUUUGGGGGAUCUCUGCUACUUCCUGGAGGCAGGAUCACCAGGCAUGAGGUGACAGGAGGGUGACUGCAGGUUUGGAACCUCCUAGAAACCUGAUGUGAUAACUAAAAGGGACAAUCUGUGCAUUACUGAGAACAGCCCCUGUGACCACAGUGGAUCACUGUCAAGCCUGGCUAAGGCUGUGUCCCAGCAGCACACCCAUUAGAAGAGUCAACCUCUGUGUGCCCACACCAAUGCAGCACAGGAGGUGCAACUGUUCUUCACCUUUAAACUGCAUCUCAAACCUAUUAGAAAAGAGCUAUUUAGGCAGUUCCACACUCAGGCAGGAAAUACAUCGGGCUAUACCAUCAGCAUCCCAAGUGUGAGGCAAAUGCUCUGAGCAGAAAGCAAAGGUUGGUUGUUUUCAGCAUACGUGUACAUGGAAGUGUGCAGUGACCUGGCAGCAGAUCCCUGUGGAUGUAGCAGACAGACAAACUGCUUCUUACCCCUGAACUACUGAGCUCCAGCCCCUCACCCAGCGGCUGGACAUGAGCUACCACAGGAACCCACAAAAACACAUCCUGUGAUGGAGAGGUGCUACUGAUUGCAUUAGGUACUGAUGCAAGAAUGUCAGUGCUUCUUAUCCCCUUUUCCAGAGGUCAGAGUUACUUCAUUUCAGUUGCUACCUUGCAAAGCUAAAAAUCUCUCUACUGGUGUGGCAAAACUGAGUUAGGCUGCUCAAAACCAGGUUGGAUGGAGCUUGGCACAAUCUGCUCUAGUGGAAGGUGUUGGAACUGGAUGAGCUUUAAGGUCCCUUCCCAUCCAAACCAGUCUGCGGUUCUAUGAGAUAGAGGGUGCAUUUGCACCAUGUAUGGAAAGAGCCUGUCACAGUCAUGCCCUGAGGUGUCCACAUCUAGAGCUAAAAUUGCACCUUCAGGAUUUCUCAUCUUCUUACUUCUCACAUCAGCACUGACUCAAAGCCUAAACAGCAUAACUUACCAACUGCCUUUAAACUGGCUCUUGGAUGGCAAGCCUCAAUGGACUUAGCUGGGAAGGUAAUAUCUGGUUAAACAACAUCUACACAUCUUCAGUGUAUCCACAAGUAAAUUAAGGGAAACUGGGCAUUUAUCAUAUACUUAUUAAAACGUUAUUAAUCCGUUCCCUAAUCGCCCUGGUCCAGUGGGGCGUUUCAUUUCAAAGGGAUGUUGCUCAACCUGGCAGCUUGAGUAAAAUACCUUAGCCACAUCACGUGCUGAGAGGAGUGAUAGAGGUAUGGGGCUUCUGCAACUAUAAGAGCCCUUAGCUCAUUUUCAGUCCUUGAGAGCCCCAUCUCACAGCACUGUCUCUAAGGUAGUUUUAAAGCUCAUCAUCCAGUCCACAUGGUCACUAUGGGGUCAAACAAGAUCUAAAAGGAUCUAUGAUGUCCUUUCUAACUCUGAAGCUUUUCUUACAGGUCAUGAUUAAAACCAUGUGGAAGAAGCAGCAUCAACCACUUUUUCAGGGGGGGGAAAAAAGGCCAAAUUUCUCCAAGAAAAAAAGUGUGUUACUAAGGAUGCUUGUACACAGCUGUAAAGAAUGCUGCAUGAUGCUCCACAGCUAACAUCGGUUUAAAUCACAAGCCAGAAUUACCUUGCUGGGGUUUUGUGAGGGGUUACAGCAGAGAUAAAGUAACCUUGAUCAAAGAGCUCAAAAAAAUUCAGCAAAUUAAUGUGUAAUUUUGCCACAUGUGGAAAUGCACUGCAGGAGAGGCAAUCUAUCACUCCAUAUGCACCAGUGAAAUCAGUGUUAUCAGCUCACCCGGGCUGGGACAGGGCCGUUUAUGCAAGUCAUUGGGUGGGAGCCAUCCAGUAAUGGUAGGCUGAAUGCUCAGAUCAGCACUGACACAGUUGAAAACAUUUUGCUGUGAUCUUCCAGAGCAUAAAAACAUUAUCUGGAAAUAAUAAUAAUAAUCAAGGUGCCUCCCUACGAUGUGGUGUGCACCAAGCACGGAGUGGGGCUGCACUCCAGUGCAGUCAUUGCUAAGGGGUGUCUGGGCCAUUUUCAGUGCAUGUCCAGAAGGGAAACAGAGGACUAGGUCACACUGUCCUAACACAGACUGAGCUAAUAGAGCCACAAGAAUUCCUUACAGCAGUGGAGAGACAGCAGAAAGCCCUGACCCUGAGCUCACCAGGACCCUGCAGGCUGUGAGCUGGGACCCAGCCACACAUCCACACACUUGACCAACCCACCAAACCAGCCACUGGCAGCUCCCAUGGGGCCAGGGCAGGCUGUGGCAGCCCCAUGGCACACAGCAAGACAUACCGCGCUUCAUCACUGGCUUCAGCAGUCUGUAACAGCACGUGGGAAAUGACACAUUU